GUUAGUGCUGAAGGGUGUGAUUGAGGUAGAUCAUGGCUAUGGCGAUUCGAAAGUCCAAUGUGAUCGAGGUCUUAGUAAUGUCGAUAAUGCUAAUGUUGGUUACGAUGAGUUCACUAGUAAAAGCAGAAACCAUUCGUCCCAUUUCUCAUUACAAUCGCACUAGCUUUCCUCGUGAUUUCGUAUUUGGAACUGCUUCCUCCGCUUAUCAAUUUGAAGGUGCCACAAAGGAAGAUGGGAAAGGUCCAAACAUAUACGAUAUUUUUACCCACAAGUUUCCAGAGAAAAUUCUGGAUAGAAGCAAUGGAGACGUAGCUGAUGACUUUUAUCAUCGCUAUAAGGGAGACGUGGAGCUCAUGAAUAUUAUUGGAAUGAAUGCUUUCAGAUUUUCUAUCUCAUGGGCUAGAAUAUUACCUCGAGGCAAGCUCAGUGGAGGAGUAAACAAAGCCGGCAUAACAUUCUACAACAACCUCAUCAACCAACUACUAUCUACAGGAAUCCAGCCCUUUGUAACAAUAUUUCAUUGGGAUCUUCCACAAGCUCUUGAAGAUGAAUAUGGCGGUUUUCUUAGCCCUCACAUUGUCGACGAUUUUAAGGAUUUUGCGGAGCUAUGUUUUAAGGAAUUUGGAGAUAGGGUUAAACAUUGGAUAACGAUGAAUGAGCCGUGGGCUUACAGUUACGGCGGGUACGAUGGAGGUCUGAUCGCACCUGGACGUUGCUCUGCAUGGAUGAACGCGGGUUGUCCAGCUGGCGACUCUGGCACCGAGCCUUAUAUUGUGUCUCAUAAUCUCAUCAUUUCCCAUGCAGCCGCAGUCAAAGUUUAUAAGGACAAAUAUCAGGGUUACCAAAAGGGGCAGAUAGGGAUAACUUUGGUGUGUUUUUGGGCACAUCCCUUUUCCAACACCAAAGCUGACAAGGAAGCUGCUCAAAGGGCUAUAGAUUUUAUGUAUGGUUGGUUUAUCAAUCCAAUAGUACACGGAAAAUACCCGAAUAUCAUGAAAAAACUAUUAGGAAAAAGACUACCAACAUUUACACAAGAACAAGUGAAAUUGAUAAAAGGAUCAUAUGAUUUCAUUGGCCUUAAUUACUAUAUAACAAGAUAUGCAAUAAAUGUACCUUCAGCCAAUUCUGUCAACCUUAGCUACACAACUGAUGCUCAAGUUAAUUUCACAACCAGUCGCAAUGGAAUAUCCAUCGGAAAGCCGACAGGAGUGCCUGGAUUUUACGUUUACCCAAAAGGCCUUACUGAGUUAUUAAUUUAUACCAAGGAAAAGUACAAUGAUCCUAUUAUUUACAUAACAGAGAAUGGAAUGGGAGAUCAAAAUAAUGAGACAACAAAAGAAGGUAUUAAGGAUCCUCAAAGAAUAUCUUUCUAUCAACGGCAUCUUGUGGCCGUUGAAAAUGCAAUCAAAGAUGGUGUUAAUGUAAAAGGAUUUUUUUGUUGGGCAUUAAUGGACAACUUUGAAUGGAAUUCUGGUUACACCAUGAGAUUUGGACUUGUUUAUGUCGAUUAUAAAGAUGGUCUCAAAAGAUAUCUCAAGUCUUCCGCUCUUUGGUUUAAGAAGUUCCUACUCAAAUGAGAUUCAGACCCUCUUUUCUAAAUGGUGGAAUUUUACAUUCCAUUUCAAUAAUAAAUUCUACUUCAAUUAAUAAGAUUUUCUUUCAUGGAGAAUCACCUUCCCUAGAUUCCUAAAUAAAAAAGAAAAAU
This is a messenger RNA of Impatiens glandulifera, 1705 nucleotides long. Its product is annotated as beta-glucosidase 12-like. Gene Ontology annotation, molecular function: beta-glucosidase activity. The record is from RefSeq and is a predicted model, not a curated record. The transcript is spliced from 13 exons. Bases 33 to 1577 code for a protein of 514 amino acids. Lineage: Eukaryota; Viridiplantae; Streptophyta; Magnoliopsida; Ericales; Balsaminaceae. Gene Ontology annotation, biological process: carbohydrate metabolic process.